UCUCAUUGCAAUGAGACAUUGAGAUAUAUGCAGAAAUUUACGCCCAACCUGAGUGUAAUUUGUCUCACAAUUACAAUAAACCAUUAUCUGUUUUAUUUGUUUUUAUAUUUAUAAGAGAGUGAGAGUAUCUAAUCAUUCCCAAAUGCCUUUAAAUUGCUCAACCCUUGGUUUCAGAGUCCCCCAUCUCCUGCCACAAACCAACUACAUAGCUUCCACUACCUACGUAGGAAGCUGCUUCCCUGCGCAUAGGACAAAAACCCACCCACACAACUUCCACAUUGUUUCUCAGUUGAAGUCUAACCAAAACUUCUCUUCUUCUUCUUCUUCCUCAGUAAUGGAAGAGCAGAGAGAGCUUGUUGUUUCACCAGCUCAAGCACAAGAAGCAUAUGCCAAGGAAUUGGAUGUCGCUAUCAGGGCUGUUCAAAUGGCCUCUUCUCUCUCUCUCAAUCUUCAACACACUUCACUUCACUCCGAACAUGACAACUCUCUUCUCACUCUGCCAGAUUGGAGCGUCCAUGCAGCGGUAAGCUGGAUACUUUCUGAAUCCUUCGGCUGCCAAAAUGUGUCUAUUCUUGGCAACAAAGAUGUUCAAAGCCUCUCUAAAGCUGAUGCAGCUGGCCUGUUAGAUGCUGUGGUGAAAACAGUCAAUGGUUGUCUAGCUGAGGCACCUCAUUUUGGGCUUAAGGGUCCCGAAACGCCACUCGGGAGUGUGGAUGUACUCGAAGCUAUUAGUCGCUGCAAUUCAUCCGGAGGUCCUACUGGAAGAUUUUGGGCACUUGGCCACCUUGAUGGUACAUUCGGGUUUGUACGUGAUGAUCAAUAUGCUGUUGCUUUAGCAUUGAUAGAGGAUGGGGAAGUUGUUCUUGGUGUUCUUGGUUGCCCAAAUUAUCCAAUGAAGAAGGAAUGGCUAACGUAUCAUCACCGCUAUCACCGGAUCCUAUCUAAACUCAUCCCACCAACAUCCAAAUCGUGGGAUAAAGGUUGUGUAAUUCAUGCAAGCAAAGGCAGUGGUGAGGCUUGGAUACAACCUAUACACCAGGAGAAUAAGCUAGUACCAUGGGCGAACUCUGCAAUACGGGUUCAAGUAUCCUCGAUCGAUAAUCCGGCAUUGGCUACAUUUUGUGAACCAAUUGACAAGUUAAAUUCAACCCAUUCCUUCACAGCAGGAUUAGCUCACAGUGUUGGCCUUAGGAAGCAACCGCUGCGUGUGUACAGCAUGGUGAAAUAUGCGGCCAUAGCUCGAGGGGAUGCCGAAAUAUUUAUGAAGUUCGCAAGGACAGGGAGCAAGGAGAAGAUAUGGGAUCAUGCAGCUGGUGUUAUUAUCAUACAGGAAGCUGGUGGUGUUGUAACAGAUGCAGGGGGAUCUCCGCUAGACUUUUCGAAAGGUAUGUUCUUAGAAGGUGUGGAUCGAGGUAUAAUCGCUUGUGCCGGAGCUAAACUACAUGAAGAAAUCAUCACUGGCAUUGAUGCUAGCUGGAACUCCUCCAAUCUAUGACCAAUUUGACAUUGCAUAUAAAUGUUAAGUUAUGAAAUGUUAAGUUAUGAGAUUGCAUCACCCAAUAAGUUUGGUUUUUAUCUUAAGUUGUAAUAAUAACUCUGUACAGAAAGGGCUGUUCAUAUGGUGGCUUUUAGUAAGUGCCAUUGUAAGUUGGAGAUUCAAGUCUUCAUAUUUUGUAUUAUAAAAAAGUAAAGGUUGUUUUCCAA
This is a messenger RNA of Gossypium raimondii (Peruvian cotton), 1704 nucleotides long. Its product is annotated as PAP-specific phosphatase HAL2-like. NCBI's taxonomy places the organism in Eukaryota, Viridiplantae, Streptophyta, Magnoliopsida, Malvales, Malvaceae. The record is from RefSeq and is a predicted model, not a curated record. Bases 143 to 1495 code for a protein of 450 amino acids. Gene Ontology annotation, molecular function: 3'(2'),5'-bisphosphate nucleotidase activity. The transcript is spliced from 3 exons. Gene Ontology annotation, biological process: sulfate assimilation; phosphatidylinositol phosphate biosynthetic process.